This is a messenger RNA of Pomacea canaliculata, 1786 nucleotides long. RefSeq lists its product as uncharacterized. Bases 296 to 880 code for a protein of 194 amino acids. NCBI's taxonomy places the organism in Eukaryota, Metazoa, Mollusca, Gastropoda, Architaenioglossa, Ampullariidae. The transcript has 3 exons. The record is from RefSeq and is a predicted model, not a curated record.
AGUCUGUGUGGCUUGGCCGGGGGACUGAACGGCCAACUUUCUAGUUGCGGCCACGUACGAGGACGGCCUGGGUCAGUUCUUGCGCAACACGUCCGAGAACUACGCUGUCCUGGCCGGCUCCUGCACUGCCUUCGGCCUUAGUUUGGUGCUGACCAUCGUCCUGUCGCUGGCCACUCACAAAAUCAAGUCUGCGUGGGACGAGAAGGUGGAGUGGCAAAAACUACGUGAUAUCGACAAUCCUCUGUACCCGUGGGCAGAGGUCUACCAAGAGGAUUUUCCCGAGCUGAAGAGCGGAAUGCUGCCCUCAUACCAGGACCUAGAUAAGGUGUUCCGCAAAGCCAAACUGAUCGCCUACAUCGGCGGCGUCAUCAGCAUCCUCCUCUUCAUCUGCGUGAUCCCGGGCGCCAUGGCCCUGCUGCACGUCAUGUCGGAGGCGCAGUUCCGCGGUUGGGUGAUGGCGCUGCAAAUCUGGUGCCUUCUCGCCACGGUCAUCGUCAUCGUCGUCGUGCCGUUGGAGGAGGUCACCCUCAUCGUGGCCCACAUGCGACGCAACACGUUCACAGAAAGCCGUGGCAGGAGCCCGUUGGCCGGACGACCUGGGCAACGGGGGCGCAGCACCUGGCGUGGGGUUCGAGCCGCAAGCUUCCAAGAUGGCUUCCAGUGCGCAGAGUUGCGUACCAAACGACGGCGUAGGGAACUUCCUUCUCUGGAAACCAGAGCACGUGCAUCAGUCGUUUGUGAGGCCGCGGUUGAGAGCAAAAGGGACGUCACGUGGAUUUCUGGUCAACGACCGAGGACAGGUGUUCAAGGACCUUCUGGCUUGCUGGGAUUUUCUCCAAGUCUCCGGCAAAAUAGAGCAUCUUUUAGAAAAGAUUCUUGAACGACAGCUGCUUCCCAGCAGACACACAAUAUUAUGGACAGCUACAGCUCAAGGGAGUAAAGUACCUCCCCCAGUCACCGUGGGCCGGGUACUCAAACCUGAUCACUGACUAGAAGAGGAUGGCAGCUGUGACGUGUGAGCAGACAUGGACAUUCACAGUGGACGAAUGGCAGCUGUGGCGAGUGCCUAAACCUGGCCAUUCACAGCGGAGAAUGAGAGUUUUGGUCAUUAUAAUAUGUUGAUCUCUCACAGUGGAGAAUGGCAGCUGUUGCGAGUACACAAACUCCUUGCUUCGUCGAAAUUGGAGCGAGUUCAGGAAUGCAAGGUCCUUAUAGAGUCAACUACAUAGAAGUCUCGGAGAUUAAACGGCAUAUUUUUCCUUUUUAUAGGAUAAAGUAAAUAUAAAGCAGUGCAUCAAGACAGAGCAAGCGAACGAACGAGAGAGAGAGAGAAAGAGAAUGAAUGAGAAAAACGUCUAUGGGUGUAUGCCGGCGUGAUAGACGUGCUCACACUGACCUACAGAUAUAGUGACACUUACAUUCUGCACGCACCAAAUAGACUUAUCUUGUAUGUAUUUCAAAAAAUGUGAACACAUUUAUCAGUUAAUAUUGGAUUUUCAGAGAUCUGAGUUUUAACAGUUAAUUUUUUAAACAAGUUUAAGACUAAUAGAAAUGUGGUUAUUAAGAUGAUUAAAAAAAUAAUAAAAUUGUUGGCUUCUGCUUCUGUACUUCAGUACCCAGCUGAUAGCAGUCUUCACAAAUCCUCUGUGCUGAAGCUGUCUAGCUUGAGUCUGUACAAUACUACACACACUCCAUCUGCACAACGAAAACAAAACAAAAAUGUAAAUUUACCAAAGAAAAAUUAAAUUAAAAAAUAUCAAGAAACUAACUUCCAAGAUUCGCACUU